AUGUUAUCUAACAAACCAUCAGAAGGUUCAUCUACAGAUUCCAGUAAUUCAGAGACACCGGAAAAUAAUUUACCAAAAAAAAUUAUACAAAAUACUAAUUGUUUAGAAAAAGAAAUUACUCAAAGACCACCUUGUGAUAGUUUACAUUUACCAUCAAAUAACAGGCAAUUUAUAAGACAUCAAUUAUCUGCAACUGAAGAAGAGCAUAGUUCUGACGACGAAGAAUCAUUAGUAUUAAGAAAAAAGCUAUCUACUAAAACUAAAAAAGAUAUACAUCCGCUUUUUAAAAAAAUUAAAGAGCGUAACUCUGAUAAACCACCAAUAGGAAGUACAUUAAGAUUAUCUCCUCAUAAUAUAGAUACUUUAUCAAGUGAAAUGCCACCUAUAGGUAAUAAUACAACAUCUCCAACAAAUCCUGUUCCAGCGUCACCACAAAAAUCUAUACAUAAUAGAUUUUCUGGUGCACAUGCUUCAUUUCGUAUACGUAUGUUGCAAGAACAACAUGGUGUUAAGAAGACUGGAGAGCCUGUAAGUUAA
Strongyloides ratti is the source of this 537-nucleotide messenger RNA. RefSeq lists its product as hypothetical. The transcript is spliced from 2 exons. NCBI's taxonomy places the organism in Eukaryota, Metazoa, Nematoda, Chromadorea, Rhabditida, Strongyloididae. The coding region runs from base 1 to 537 and encodes 178 amino acids. The record is from RefSeq and is a predicted model, not a curated record.